Messenger RNA from Pseudomyrmex gracilis, 3399 nucleotides. RefSeq lists its product as uncharacterized. Gene Ontology annotation, biological process: protein deubiquitination. Gene Ontology annotation, molecular function: cysteine-type deubiquitinase activity. The transcript has 14 exons. The coding region runs from base 336 to 3050 and encodes 904 amino acids. NCBI's taxonomy places the organism in Eukaryota, Metazoa, Arthropoda, Insecta, Hymenoptera, Formicidae. The record is from RefSeq and is a predicted model, not a curated record.
CUUUAUAUGCAUAUUAUGUGUCGAUGGAACUCGAAGAGUCUCAGUUCGAAGGUCAUUUCUUGUAGGUACGCGCACAACCUUUGGUGAACGGGGAAGAAGGUUCCAGAAAUUUUGCGGUUAUAUAUAUAUAUAAUAUAUCAGUUGAACGUUGUUGUCGGUAAGUGAUCGCGUUGUUUCAAUUUAUUCGAUUGUGAUCGUUCGAAACGAAGGUGUCCCCAAGAUUUUUCACUUCUGCGCGACGGUAUUGACGACACCUGAAAUCAACAAUCGCGAAGUUUAUCCUUUUGAGAAAAAAAACACGCCACACACGUACUGAAAAAAAAAAAAAACCGCACAUGAUAUCGGAAACAAUGUCGAGGACAAAGGUGGAGCCUGUAGAUCAGUGGCUGGCGAAAGAAGGAUAUUUCCGCAAAGCUACUCCCAGAGAUCCCAACUGUUUGUUCAGAUCAAUUAGCGAACAAAUAUAUCACACUCAGCAUUAUCACUUAAAAGUUAGAAAAGAAUGUAUCGAGCACAUGGAAAAGAAAAGAAGUUUGUUCGAAAAUUUCAUAGCAACACCGUUUGAUUAUUAUAUAAGAGAAAUGCAAUGUUUUACGGAAUAUGGAGGCCUCAAUGAGAUUCAUGCUAUGUCACUUCGCUAUGAGCGAGACAUAAUUGUGUUCGUUGGAGAGAAACAAACGUGCGAAAACGUGACCAAAUAUGGUUUUAAAGCAUCUAAUAUAUUGCUCUGUCAUACAGAACCGAAACAAUACGAGCCUGUGUAUCCCAUGGCUUUUAUAGAAUCGGCAGCUUAUUGUCAAUCUAUUGUUUACGAAGUUCUUUAUAAAAAUUUAUUUAAAAUGUACGACGUGAAGGCUGUUGCCGACAAAAUGUUAAAUAACGGAAGCGAUGCGUUCAGACAUGACAAAUUUUUUCAAAAAGGAAAUCUUGACAUUAGAGAGCAAUUGAUUGAAGAUCUGUAUAAAAAAGUAAAAAGUAACACCGGGGACGAAAUUCAGUCUGAUCAAAAUAAAAAAGUGGCUAGACAAGUGAACAGUAAUGAUAUAGGUGAAAUUCAGUCUGACUGGAAGAGGACACCUAUUCCUUACAAAGUUGCCAAAGCUCUGGCAACUGAUCAUUAUCGCAAUAUAGAGUUAGAUAUAUGGCACGAAUUGAAACGAGAAGUAAAAUCUGCCGGAUGGAACCGAUUUGGUAAUAGUGUGCUGCAAGAGGGUGGUAAAUGUUUAAUAGAAAUCAGCAUAAACGAUCUAGAACGGCAAGAAAAAAACAACAAUAAGACCAUCAACACUAUUUCGGAUUCUAACGCUAGCGAGAGUGGCGUUAAAACUGAUCAGAAAUUGAAACAAGGAAAUCUUUGGCUCCAAGGUUAUAUACAAAAAAUGAGCACAAAUAAGGAGCCGGUUCUGGUUUUUAUUCAAGAUCUUGGAGAAAGAAAAUAUGUUCCAUACGAUGCUCUAAAACCAUUACCGAGGAAACCUAAACAACAAAAAAAUUGGUUUCCGAUGAAUAGAAAUCAUUCGGUCGCUCCAGAUCUAAAUCGACGAUGGAAGAAGUAUAAUUUAUUCCCACGUAAGAAAAAACCAAAUGACAACAAAAUCGCGUAUAUCAAUACUAUCAAUAUUGAUAACAAUGAUGCAAAUAAUGCAAGCAAAUCCAGCUUUGACAGUGAAGAACACAUCGGUGAACUUCCUGAAGAUCAUCAAACAACACAAUUGAAUUCGAAUAACUCUAUUGAAGAGUGCUCUACUCAUAUGGAACUUACAACAAAUGAACAUAUCAGUAGUUCGCCUACUGAAGUUAUAUUAAAUUCGCAGCUUACACUAUCAAAUACUGUAGAGAAAAAAGUACUGGAAGAACAUAAAAAAAGAAGCAACAAUUCUUUGCGAAAUAAAAUCGAAAAAUCUGGCAAUAAUAAUGGCUUUGGCAAAAGUUUUAAAAAUACCAACACGAAAACAAAAGCAUUGGAAGCGAAUCAUUGUUUAUCUUACGAUAAUGUUCAAAUACCUAUGAAUGGCAAUCCGAACGUUCCUUAUGUCGCCCCGGAUGGCAAUGUGUAUCCCUUGUAUCAAUAUGUGUCAGGAAAAAUUGAGGAAAAUCAAAUGGAUCCUUCGUUUCAGCAUGCGUGGUAUAAAUUAUAUCCAGUACAAAUGUAUGAGGAACCUUAUCGUUCAAUGAAUUCACCUUACUGCGGACCAUUACCGUACACUCCUGCUCAAAAUGGCGUACAAUCUCUUCCCGCACCAAAUAUUCAAACCAAUCCGCCAUACAUGCAAGACGAAAAACAUCUUGUUAACGCGAUGCAGAAUUGUUCUUUGACGUGCAAUGAAGGAAGAGAUACUGAUGUUGAAAAUGUUUUGCCUUUGAACAUAAAUGGUGCACAAAACGGCGCAAGAUUACAAAAUCAAGGACCAAAAAAUGCAAAUGAAGUAGCACAAUUUCCACAAAAAGGAAAACAAACCGUAAAUAAUAAAGCAAACAGAAUGCGUACACGCCAGAAUAACACGCGGAGAGUGUACACACAGUUCCCAGGUCAAGCUGCGAUUCCGGGCACUUCCGCGAAUACAUACGACACAUCGCACAGGUCGAAUAUGCACGUAAUGCAAUCGCCGCAGCGUUACUGGGAUCAAUUUUUCCCUCAAUCCCCGAUGAACACUUACGGGUCGCCACAAUACGCAUCACCAAAUGUAUUGUCGUCCGUGCCGUACGAAUAUUCACCGCAGAACGAGGGCAAUAUGAGGAACCUUCCUAUGUACUAUGCUGGUAAUGGCAGUUAUGUUCCUCAUUUUAUCCCACCACAGCACAUGGAUGAAAACUUGCACUACCAGCAAGUGAAUGAAGGUUAUCCACCGAGUUACUCGCAAACGGGAGGUCAACCGAUGCCGUAUGCGCCGCCAAUGAUGUAUCAACAGCUGAUGCAUUAUUUGUCGUCACCGCCGCUACAAAUGCAAGAACAAUGGAAUCAGAUGAUUGGAACAUCUUAUGUGCCGUGUACUACUCUGUCUCCAACGCUCGCCGAGCCACCUUCCAAUCCUGGCCCAGUUGCUCUUUAAGCGCAGUUCUGAAGACUAAGAAUACUUAAGAUAUAUAAAAUUUAUACAAUAGAUUAAUGUUACAAUAGCACAUGAACGAUGAUUAAAAUCGUGAUAAUAGAGUUAAAAAAAAGUCAUUAGAGAAUAGAUAUUCUGAAGACUGAUAUAUGACAGUAAGACCAAACUGUAACUUGAUAUUAGAAUAACUAUAAAGCAAAACAAUUCAUGUUUCGAGUCACACGAGCUCAGAUAUUUUUGAUAUAUACAUAUGUAUUUAUAUAUUUAUAUGUAUAUAGAUAUAUAUUUGAGUGCGUUUACUUUACCAUUAAUCUUUACAGUAAAAAUAUAUAAGCAUAUAAGAUCUUGUUCU